AUGGCUCACCCAAAAGCAACGGGGCCAACACCUCGUCUCACGUCGAUAUCACACCAAUCCGACAACACACCAGAGGCAUACCGUUCCAUCUCUCAUGUGUCGGGCCACGACUUGCAACCCCAGGCCUUGACGGCAACUGUCGACGAAGACACAUCCGAAAUCUACAAUCGCCUCUCGCCACGUCGCAAGACCAUUAUUGUAGCGGUCCUCUCGUUCUGCGCCUUCCUCUCCCCCAUUUCUAGUACUUCCAUACUCGCCGCUACUCCCGAAGUAGCAAAGGAAUACGACACGACGGGGUCCGUCAUCAACGCCUCCAACGCGGGCUACAUGGUCUUCAUGGGCCUGUCGCCCAUCAUCUGGGGUCCCAUGAGCCAGGUGUUCGGACGGUGGCCCGUCAUCAUGUUGACGGCAGUGCUAUUUUUCCUUCUGAGUCUAGCGACUGCCCUGGCGCCGAAUCUGGUGUCGUUUUUUGUAUUUCGUGCACUCUCCGCGUUUGAGGGAACGGCCUUUAUUCUAUUGGGGAGCGCGUGUCUGGCCGACAUAUAUCGUCCUACUGAACGAGGUACAGCCAUGGGCUGGUUCUUGUCUGGCACUCUCAUUGGGCCUGCUAUGGGUCCAUUCAUAGGCGGUAUCAUCGUUACAUUCUCGUCGUGGAGGUCGAUAUUCUGGCUGCAAACUGCUCUUGCGGGGACCGGUGUCCUCGGCGUCUUCUUCCUGGUUCCCGAGACUGCGCAACACAAGAAGAUCACCGAGUUGGAACAUUUGUCUAGAAAAGAACGGCUCAGAGCAAUAAUGCACAUGAUCAGUCCCAUUCGAGUGCUGAAACUGUUUCGGUAUUGGAACCAGGUUCUGGUGGCAUGUGCCAGUUCCGCCUUGCUCUGGAACAUGUACAGCUUGCUUACACCCAUUCGAUAUGUCCUUAACCCGCGGUUUCACCUGGAUUCCCCAUUGUUGGGUGGGCUGUUUUAUCUUGCCCCCGGAAUGGGAUAUAUACUUGGAACUUUCAUGGGGGGUAGGUGGGCAGACCGGACAGUUAGAGUAUGGGUUAAAAAGCGCAAUGGAGUUCGUGUUCCAGAGGAUCGACUACGCUCAGCUGUUCCCUUCAUGGGUCUCGUGAUGCCGGCUUGUGUUCUGAUAUACGGCUGGACGGUGGAAAUGUCUGUGGGAGGGAUCCCUGUUCCAGUCAUUGCCUUGUUCGUGCAAGGCAUCGCGCAACUCUUCAGUUUCCCAUCACUGAACACGUAUUGUCUCGAUGUGAUGCCAGGACAGGGAGCUGAAGUCGUUGCAGCCAAUUACUUUGUGAGAUAUCUGGCGGGUUGCAUGGGCACGGGGGUGGUACUACCUGCGAUUCAGGGUGUUGGAGUCGGCUGGUUCUCUACCAUUUCGGCCCUGUUUCUGGGUGCAUCUACCAUCGGUGUCAUGGCCGCCAUCAGAUGGGGAGAGUCGUGGAGAAAGGCGACUGAUGCCAAGUUGGAAAAGAGGUUGCAGGACGAUGCCUCAAGAGGGCAGGUGCUUGGGGAGCCAGAGCGUGAACCAAAGGAUACGCCGGCAAAGAAUGGCGUGCUAGAUGAUAGACAGCCAGCAUAG
Molecule: messenger RNA, 1587 nt
Organism: Metarhizium brunneum ARSEF 3297
Lineage: Eukaryota; Fungi; Ascomycota; Sordariomycetes; Hypocreales; Clavicipitaceae
Product: Itaconate transport protein
Biological process (GO): transmembrane transport
Cellular component (GO): plasma membrane
Molecular function (GO): transmembrane transporter activity
Source: RefSeq, a predicted model, not a curated record